AGGCAGGGAAAUGGCGAGUUUGAAUCACUAGAUAUCACUCCUCUGUCAUCACCACCAGAACUGCCAGAAGUGAUGAAGCCCCAGGAACCCCAGGUUCAUGAACUCAACUGAGUCUUAUACCCCUGUUGAGGAUUUUACCUUAUUCCCUCUGUUAUUAGUUUCCAAGUGUACUGAACAAGACCUGUUAGUUUGAGAUGCAAUUUAGUAAGGUUCCCUGAAACUACUCAAUUUUUAAAUUGGUUCCAGUGCAUGCAUUUUAUUACUAAAGUUUGUAUACCUCAGUGUCAUUUUGCUGGGAUGUGUAUUCUAAUAUUUUGUUUUCAGAGUAUUUAAUUUAAUGUUUACUUUGUUAAAGGAAUAGGUUUUUAGUCCAAAUAUAUGCAAAUAUUGAAAUCCCAUUUGGGUGACUAAUGUUUCUAACAUCAUUGAAGGUACGGUAUUAUACACUGAACAUAUUUUUUUUUCACAUGUAUCCUCUAAGCUGUUUUCAGAUUCUCAUUAGUAUGUCAUAUAUACAACCCACAGCAGUCAUUGUUGUAUAGCAAACCCUUAUUUGGGAGGAUCAACAGGGGAAAAUACUUUGGUGUAAUUUUUUUUGGCUUUUAUUACAGGUAGGUGGGGUUAUUUUUGUCAUUAGUUUAUAUUUGUUUAUAAUAGUAUGUGGAAGAUUUUAUUUCACUUUUCCACUACUUGAACAAAUGUUGCAGUUAACUUUUUUAGAAUACAUAUGAAAUAAGAUUCCCAGAAGAUGGAUGUGAAACAAAUACAGGUAUGUAGAUUUCCAAACAUGUUGAAGAAUAUUUGGUUCAACUAGUAAAGUUUAUUCAGUACACAAAAUAACGUUCUAGGUAAGGGUUGUGUUUUGUCUGGAGCUUUUCAUUGUAAACUAUGUAAAGUAAAAGGACACAAGUACAACUAAUGUGACAUUUUAUUGUGGCAACAUUUCGCUCUCCAGGAGCUUUGUCAAGCCGUUACAAACAAUACAUGGACACAAAGGGUAUAUAUGUAGGCUUAGAGGUGUAAUACUAGUGGUGGUGGUAGUAGUAGUGAUAUAAGUUGCAGUAGUAGUAAUACGAUAUGGUAGAACAAUUAACUUGCACAUGAGUAAAAGGAUAUAAAAGCUAUUACUUGGUUAGCAUAAAAAUAAGUUAGACAAAUAUGUAUUUCUAUUGGAGGUUGGAUUAGAGGCAGUCUGUUUCAGUGUUCAUCCUCUGUAAUGUGCUUGUGUAGUAUUAGCAGGAGAGACUACGUGAUGGCAGGGUUUACUGUUUUCAGGAGGACUCUUGCUAAGACUUCAGAGACGAUGAAGCUGCCUUUAUUUUGUUUAAUUGUAUUAGAAACAGCGAUUAGUGUUGAUUCAAGGCAGUGCGUCUGCGGAAAUUAGUUUCUUUAAUCAUUAACCCUUUCAGGGUCCGUCCCGUAGAUCUACGGCUUUACGGUGAGUGUCCAAACCGUAGAUCUACGCCAUGAGCUCAGCUCACUCUGAUAAACUGUGAGUGGUACAUUUGGGCCUAGAUAUGAGAGAAUACAUCUAUGUGGUAUGUGUGCACCACAUAAAACAGAUCCUGCAGAACACUGUGUAUAAUGAGAGAAAAAAACUGAAAUCAUGAUUUUUCGAUUAAAACAGCAACUUUGCAGUGUUUUUUCGUAUGUUUUUUAUAGUU
Molecule: messenger RNA, 1664 nt
Organism: Cherax quadricarinatus
Lineage: Eukaryota; Metazoa; Arthropoda; Malacostraca; Decapoda; Parastacidae
Source: RefSeq, a predicted model, not a curated record